This is a messenger RNA of Racocetra persica, 453 nucleotides long. The record is from the annotation of a GenBank genome assembly. Lineage: Eukaryota; Fungi; Glomeromycota; Glomeromycetes; Diversisporales; Gigasporaceae.
GAUGAAACAGGGCCAAGAAGUGAAAAGGCACAAAACUUGCUCGAUAAAUAUAAGAAGCCUUUAUGCCUAGUCCACGAAGCUAGUUUCAGAGUACAGAUGACCUUUAUGCUUGCCUGUCCCCAUCAGGCACAGGUGACUUUUAUGCUUGCCUGUGUAGCCUUUAUGCCGUCCGGAGACAUUCAAUCGAUUGGAACUAUCAACAGAGGACUAAAAGAGGUUAAGAAGGAGGACUUUCUAGAUGCUUGUGAACAGCCAACGACAAGAGCAAAAAUAGGACUAUACAUUAUAUGUUUGAAUAAAAUCGUUAAGGAUGAAACAGAGCCAAGGAGUGAAAAGGCACAAAACUUGCUCGAUAAAUAUAAGAAGCCUUUAUGUCUAGUCCACAAAGCUAGUUUCAGAGCACAGGUGACCUUUAUGUUUGUCUGUGUAGCCUUUAUGCCAUUUCGAUUCUAG